Messenger RNA from Cladophialophora carrionii CBS 160.54, 2316 nucleotides. RefSeq lists its product as uncharacterized. Gene Ontology annotation, biological process: carbohydrate metabolic process. NCBI's taxonomy places the organism in Eukaryota, Fungi, Ascomycota, Eurotiomycetes, Chaetothyriales, Herpotrichiellaceae. The coding region runs from base 1 to 2316 and encodes 771 amino acids. The record is from RefSeq and is a predicted model, not a curated record. The transcript is spliced from 3 exons. Gene Ontology annotation, molecular function: chitinase activity. Gene Ontology annotation, cellular component: extracellular region.
AUGCGUUCAAACACCGUCAUCACCAGCGUGCUGGCGACAGCAUCUCUGCUUUCCACUACCAUUGCGAAACCGAUUUUCAGUCCAAAGAUAUUCACCUCCUUGGCGGGCCCUGCAGAACCCCAACUCGCGGUAUAUUGGGGACAAGGACCGGGACAGAAACGGUUGGCCGAAUUCUGUGCGGACACGACCUUGGAUAUCAUUCCCAUUGGUUUCGUCAACAUCUUCCCCGACGAGACAAACGGACCAGGAAACAACUAUGGAAAUGCGUGCGGCAGCGAGCUUUGGGUGACCCCCGAUGGCAAGCAGACUCAGAUGCUCACCCAAUGUUCACAAAUCGCCGAGGAUAUCAAGACUUGUCAAGAUGCCGGCAAGAAGAUCUUCGCAUCCAUCGGAGGCGCAUCCCCUGGAGGGAACUUCCUCGCCUCGAAGGAAUCUGCCGUCGCAUUCGCCGACUUCCUCUGGGGUUCGUUUGGCCCUCUCCAGGACCCUAGCUUGAAGGACUAUCCCCGGCCCUUUGGCACGGACACCGUUGUGGAUGGUUUCGACCUUGACCUCGAAUCGGGGCCUGACAGCUUCUAUUCUGACUUGGUCAACGAAUUGAGGGCCAAAUUCGCUGAGAGCACCGGCACAUAUUACAUCUCAGCUGCUCCCCAAUGCGUUGUGCCAGACGCUCACCUCGAAGAUGCGAUCGCGAACUCCUAUAUUGAUUAUCUGUUCAUCCAAUUCUACAACACUGACUCCUGCUCCGCAGCCUCGCUAUUCAGCUCGGGCUCGCUGAACACAAACACCGACAUCACAUUUGGUUGGCUACAGUGGCUCGCGGACAAUUCGCAGAACAAGAAUAUCAAGAUAUUCCUCGGUCUGCCUGCGUCGACUAGCGCCGCUCAUUCGCAAGACUACCUAAGCAUUAGCAAGGCCAAGUCCUUGAUCGAGGAAUAUGCAUGCUCCGAUACCUACUCGUCUUCCUUCGGAGGUGUCAUGCUCUGGGACGCAACCUACUCGGAGCAGAACACCGAUCCGGAACUCAAUGGACAGAGCUACGCGUACAACAUCAAGGAACUCUUUGGUCAGCUCUCUUGCGCGAAGACACCCCAGGCGCCAGCUACCUCGACAACCACCGUCACCACCAUGGCUACCACAUCAUCUUUGACCACUAGCACGACGGUGUCUGCUUCUCCAACGACGGUUGCUGCUCCUGCAACUUCCACCUCAGCCUCGACAACCACUUCCACCACCACUCAUGAGUAUGUCCCUGGCACCACCACCAGCAGCACAACUUGGGCUUCUCCCGCUGCCACUAGCUCGAGCAGCACGACAUCCACUUCCAGCUAUAGUCAUGUUGACGUUGGCGGUACAACCUCUUUGAGCAGCUCAGCCUCCACCACCAGCUCGCACGGCGUACACGUUGGCGUGCCCUCAUCCAGCAGCUCCAGCAGCGCCAGCAGCGCCAGCAGCACCACAACGUCCGCCACCCACCAAGCACGCGAUGAGACCACGUCCAGCAGCUCCAGCACGACCACCACCACCUACAGCCAUCGUGUUGGAGAUGUCACUUCAACUAGCAGCCCGGGAGCCGCCACAACAACCUCGACCUACUCCCAUGGCCAUGGCGACUCGCACUCCAGCCCCACCUCCUCGGCUGCUGUCAGCUCCACUACCAGCAGCUACUACUGGGGUGACUGGACCACCUCUGACAGCAAGCCGGUUGAUGCGGCAACGACGAGUGCCGCCACUACAUCAAGCUUUGAUUGGGCUGACUGGGAGGCCUCCAAAUCCUCUUCGACAAGCAAACCAGUUGACCCGGCAACGACCACCUCCAGCUUCGACUGGGCUGACUGGGAGGCCUCCAAGACCAGCACCACCACCUCCAGCAAGCCCGUGAAGGCCGCCUCAACCUCCACGUCGAGCAACUUCGACUGGGCUGACUGGGAAAAGACCGCCUCGACGGGAAGCUAUACACCACCAACUGCCACCGCCAUCAUGACCCAGACCGUCGUGCCUGUCAAGCCGUCUGAUGGCGCUGCCGUGGUCGAUCACCCCUCCGGCCUCUUCAGCGGCUACACUGGCCCAUCUUUCGUGGUCUCUACGGCCGUGAAGCCGGCCGAGACCUCAGUAGCAACGGCGUCCGGAUCCCUGACAUCUGUGGCCGCCGCAUCAGCGACCAACAGCGGAUGGCUCGCGCCAUCCUCUGGUUCUUCGACCACUCCAGUUGCGCCCGCGACCUUCACCGGUGGCGCGGCCCAGCAGGAGCUGCCGGGAGCUGUGUUGAGCGUGGCCGUUUGUGUGGCCGUUGCUGUCGUUGGCUUGUUCUUGUAG